This is a messenger RNA of Perognathus longimembris pacificus (Pacific pocket mouse), 1368 nucleotides long. It is a transcript of the gene Tsen34, whose product is annotated as tRNA splicing endonuclease subunit 34. Gene Ontology annotation, biological process: tRNA-type intron splice site recognition and cleavage; tRNA splicing, via endonucleolytic cleavage and ligation. NCBI's taxonomy places the organism in Eukaryota, Metazoa, Chordata, Mammalia, Rodentia, Heteromyidae. Bases 175 to 1110 code for a protein of 311 amino acids. The record is from RefSeq and is a predicted model, not a curated record. The transcript has 5 exons. Gene Ontology annotation, molecular function: tRNA-intron lyase activity; nucleic acid binding. Gene Ontology annotation, cellular component: tRNA-intron endonuclease complex.
UGGGGGGGAGGAAUAGGAAGCGGUGCCUGGAGCGCUACGUAGGGGCUGGCUCCGCCUUGAUGAGUUGUUUACAAGGUGACUUCCUCGGAUGACAGGGCGGCCUUCUGAAUAGGAGAAGCGAGGACGCACACUGAACGCUUCCGAGUGGGGUGAGCCUGCCAGCAGACAGCGAGGAUGUUGGUGGUAGAGGUGGCGAAUGGCCGCUCGUUGGUGUGGGGGGCCGAGGCGGUGCAGGCGCUGCGGGAGCGCUUGGGUGUCGGGGGCCGCACGGUGGGCUCCCUGCCUCGCGGGCCCCGCCAAAACUCCCGCCUGGGCCUCCCGCUGCUGCUCAUGCCGGAAGAGGCGCGGCUCCUGGCUGAGAUCGGCGCCGUGACCCUGGUCAGCGCCCCGCGUCCCGAUCCCCGCCAGCACGACCUGUCUCUGGCAGCGUUCAAGCUCCAGCAAGACCAGAGCUUCCGGGAGCAAAGCACGUUGGCUGCCGAGGCCCGAGAGACUCGGCGGCAGGAGCUGCAGGAUAAGAUCGCAGAAGGCCAAGCCGCCAAGAAGCAGAGGUUGGACCAGGAUUCAGGGGCGGCUGGCGGCAGUCAGGAGGCCAGCGGGAGCCAAGCAGCGGAAGGGAGUGACGCCAAUGAUGGCCAGGCUUCUGGGGAGCCGGAGGGAACAGUUCUCUCCUCUUCAAAACCAGGACCUUCAAAUGAGGUGGCCCCGCUGUCUAGAUCGGCCCUGCUUGUCCAGCUGGCCACUGCCAGGCCUCGACCCGUUAAAGCUAGGCCUCUAGAUUGGCGGGUCCAGUCCAAAGACUGGCCCCAUGCUGGUCGUCCCGCCCAUGAGCUUCGCUACAGCAUCUACAAAGACCUGUGGGAGCACGGCUUCUUCCUCAGUGGUGCUGGCAAGUUUGGCGGUGACUUUCUGGUAUAUCCUGGUGACCCGCUCCGUUUCCACGCCCACUACAUUGCUCAGUGUUGGGCUCCUGACGACCCCAUCCCACUCCAAGAUCUAGUUUCUGCUGGCCGCCUUGGGACCAGCGUCAGAAAGACAUUGCUGCUGUGCUCUCCUCAGCCUGAUGGUAAGGUGGUCUACACCUCCCUGCAGUGGGCCAGCCUGCAGUGAGCACCAGACGCCCAGGGCACGUGGCUGAGCCUCAGUGAGAGCCUUCCUGGAUGGUCCCAGGCUCAUCUCUGGUGGAGGCCAGCACUCCUGCUUCCCUAGGGUUUGGAACACUACAGCUUUUCAUCACUUACUGGUUGAGCUGUUUUUGUAGUUUAUUUCUAAACUGUGAGCUUCUUCUUCACAGAGGGUCUAAGGUUUGACCCCUCUUUGUUUUCUACAGGGCCUAGAUCUCAAUAAAUUUUGUUGAAUAAAUGUCGU